Erinaceus europaeus (western European hedgehog) is the source of this 2353-nucleotide messenger RNA. It is a transcript of the gene P2RX7, whose product is annotated as purinergic receptor P2X 7. Gene Ontology annotation, molecular function: ATP binding; purinergic nucleotide receptor activity; extracellularly ATP-gated monoatomic cation channel activity. The transcript is spliced from 13 exons. Lineage: Eukaryota; Metazoa; Chordata; Mammalia; Eulipotyphla; Erinaceidae. Gene Ontology annotation, cellular component: plasma membrane; nuclear inner membrane. The coding region runs from base 100 to 1887 and encodes 595 amino acids. Gene Ontology annotation, biological process: response to ATP; monoatomic cation transmembrane transport. The record is from RefSeq and is a predicted model, not a curated record.
UCAGAGGGUUUAUUUUCCCGUCACUGGUGGGCCUUCCCUAGCUGGUUUGGGAGGGCUGGGCUCCUGGUCCAGCUCCCAGAAGAGAGCAAGCCUCUCACCAUGCCUGCCUGUUGCAACUGGGAGGAUGUUUUCCACUAUGAGACAGACAAAGUCGUUCGGAUCCAGAGCGUGAAUUAUGGGACAAUUAAGUGGGUACUCCACAUGAUCGUCUUCUCCUAUGUUAGCUUUGCUUUGCUGAGUGACAGGCGGUACCAACAGAAAGAGCCUGUCAUCAGCUCUGUGCACACCAAGGUGAAAGGGAUUGCAGAGGUGAAGAAGGAGAUCCCAGAAAGUGGAAUAAAGAAGAUGGUGUCUUGGGUCUUUGACACAGCAGAUUACACCUUUCCUUUGCAGGGCAACUCCUUUUUUGUGAUGACAAACUUUCUCAAGACAGAAGGUCAAGUGCAGGGGUUGUGUCCUGAGUAUCCCACCAGUAGGACCAUCUGUUCCUCUGACCGAAGUUGUAAAAAGGGGUGGAUGCACCCACAGAGUAAAGGAAUCCAGACUGGAAGGUGUGUGACAUAUAACACUUCACUGAAGACCUGUGAAGUCUCUGCCUGGUGUCCCAUUGAGGCAGCAGAAGAGGCCCCUCGACCCGCACUCUUGAACAGUGCAGAAAAUUUCACUGUACUCAUCAAGAAUAAUAUCGACUUUCCUGUCCACAACUAUACAACGAGGAACAUCUUGCCAGGUUUAAAUACUUCUUGCACCUUUCACAAGACUCAGAAUCCACAGUGUCCAAUUUUCCGACUAGGAGACAUCUUCCAAGAGACGAGUGAUAACUUUUCAGAAGUGGCAAUUCAGGGAGGAAUUAUGGGCAUUGAAAUCUCUUGGGACUGUAACCUGGAUAGAUGGUUCCAUCGCUGCCAUCCAAAAUACAGUUUUCGUCGCCUUGACGACAAGACCACCAGUGAAUCCUUGUACCCUGGCUACAACUUCAGAUAUGCCAAGUACUACAGGGAAAAUAAUGUUGAGAAAAGGACUCUGAUAAAAGUCUUUGGGAUCCGUUUUGACAUCCUGGUUUUUGGCAUGGGAGGAAGAUUUAAUAUUAUCCAGCUAAUUGUGUACAUUGGCUCAACACUCUCCUACUUUGGUUUGGCCACUUUUUUCAUUGACAAUCUCAUUAACACUUUCUCAAGUAAAUGCUGUCGAUCCCACGUUUAUCCCUGUUGCAAGUACUGUGAACCCUGUGCAGUGAAUGAGUACUACUACAAAAAGAAGUGUGAGUCCAUCAUGGAGCCAUCGCCGACACUAAAGUAUGUGUCAUUUGUGGAUGAAUCUCACAUUAGAAUGGUGAACCAGCAGUUACUUGGGAAAAGUCUGCAGAAUGUCAAAGGUGAAGAAAUCCCAAGACCUUCAAUGGACUUCACAAACUUGUCCAGGCUGCCCCUGUCUGUCCACUACACAACCUCCACAGCUGAACAAUCGGAGGAGAUGGAACUGCUUAGUGAAGAGGUGAUUCCUCGGUCUGGAGAUACCCCAGAUUGGUGCCAGUGUGGAAAUUGCUGCCAAUCUCAACUCCCUGAGAGUCAAAGAUGCCUGGAGGAACUAUGCUGUCGAAAGGAGCCAGGGCCCUGUAUCAGCACCUCAGAGCUGUUCAAGAGGCUCGUCCUGGCCAGAGAUGUCCUGAACUUCCUCCUGCUCUACCAGGAGCCCUUGCUGGCAUUGGAUGCCAAGUCCACCAUCAGUCAGCUGCGCCACUGUGCCUACAGGUGCUACACCACCUGGCGCUUUGGCUCCCAGGACCUGGCUGACUUUGCCAUUGUGCCCAGCUGCUGCCGCUGGAAGAUCCGGAAAGUGUUUCCCAAGAGUGGAGGCCAGUACAGCGGCUUCAAGAAUCCUUCCUGAAGAGCCCUUACUGAAGGGGACAGAGCAAUCACACUCAAGUCAUCUUUGCCUACGCUUUGAGCUUCACCUGCAAGGGUUUGUGUCUGUGGUCAAAUUUUCAAAUUAAAGGAAAUGUGCUUUCUUCUCCUAUAGAUUUGUUAAGUGUCAGAGAGCAGAGUAAUCUGGGUAAACAGACAAAUUAGAAUCCUUAGCAUGAACUGAAAGCCAAGAGAUUCAGAUUUGUGUCUCUGGAAAUUGUAUGAACUGAAGUCUUUAGCCUCUGUAUCUCCUGCCAUAAUACCCAGCCUGCUGUAUCAGAGACAGUGAGUGGGAGGGUCAACUAAGUUGUGUACAUAAACUUUCCUUUUAGUGUAAAUAAAAUGACAUGAAUGCAAAAAUCAAACUAGUAUAAUGUCUAAAGAUCAACAAACCCUUUGGAUGCUGGCUGGAGAAAGCAGAGGAUUAAAUAUGGCCACUGAUUCUUUGA